Molecule: messenger RNA, 8469 nt
Organism: Oryzias melastigma (Indian medaka)
Lineage: Eukaryota; Metazoa; Chordata; Actinopteri; Beloniformes; Adrianichthyidae
Product: fidgetin
Exons: 3
Coding region: 669-2939 (756 amino acids)
Molecular function (GO): microtubule severing ATPase activity; ATP hydrolysis activity; ATP binding
Source: RefSeq, a predicted model, not a curated record
ACAUUCAGCUUACAGAAUUCACUCUAGCAUUAUCUCAGAUAAUGCUAUAUAUCUAUUUUUAAUGAUUUAGUAUUAUUUUUUCUAUGACAAUUACAGAAAUUAAAUUUUUAGGUGUUGCUUUCUAGCAAAAGGUAAAUGUUUACGUUUAGGCUGUCGUUGUUACACUUUUUCUGUUAGCCUACAAACGGCCCCCGGCCCCCCAUCAGAGUUAUGUGGCCCUCGUUAGAAAAAGUUUGGGGACCCCUGCUGUAGAGCCGCCCCUGUCACCUCCUCUUCUCCAGUCUUUCUCCUCUCAAAUCCGUUCCUCCGUCACGUUGCCAUUUUACCGCUCAUAAUAACCUUACAGGCAGUAAUUUGAAUUCCCUCCCUCCCUCCCUCUCUCUCCCCCCACACACAUAUCGCUUCGCAGAGCGCAUGCGCAGUGGGCAGCGCACUGGUCAUUGCAAGAAGCAGCUGUUCGGGCUGGUGAAAUUCCAACAUGGCAGAGGCUGCGGUCAGAGCUUCCUGCGUAAACUUGGGAUGCUUUCAGCUGCGCGCCAGCCCGGCUUAACCUCCACCGCGCGUCCGUCCGGCACAGCUCCUCCCCGGGAUCGAUGCGACCCUAACCCCCCCGCGUGAGAGGUCAACCUGAAAGAAAGAAGAGGAGGAGAGAAAAAAUCCAGCACGACAUGAUCAGCAGCAGCAGCAGCGUCUAUGGCUUAAAGAUGCAGUGGACCCCGGAGCACAGCCAGUGGGCCGAGCAGCAUUUUGACAUAUCUUCCACCACUCGCUCACCGGCCCACAAAGCUGAGGCCUACAGGGCGGUGCCGGGGCACCUGCAGCGCUCCGCCGCCUACCAGUACGCCUGGGCCAAUGACGACAUCUCCGCCCUCACCGCGUCCAACCUGCUCAAGAAGUACGCCGAGAAGUACUCUGGCAUCCUGGAGAUGCCGGGCUCGUACUCCGAGCCGCCCGGCGUUCCUGGAGUGAUGAACGGGCGUAAGGGGGACUCAGAGCCCUGGCAGGACGGCGUGUACCCCAUGAGCUGCAUCCCGGAAGGCGUUCCCAUUAGAAAGGGAGGGGUGGCAGCGGCGUCAGAGGUGGUGUCCGGCAUGUGCAGCUCCCCCGGCCUUGCCUCCAGCACCCUGAGUGAGCCGAGCUACUCCAGCAGCAGCUGCGGGAGCCACUCGGCCACGGCGCUCCACUCCUCGUCCAUGCCCUCUCAGGAUUACGCCCCUACGUACAGCGGCCCCUACCUGCACAGCAGCUACAGCUCCCAGUCUGCCCCGACCCCGGCCCUCCCCUCUCCACUGCACAGCUCUGGGCUCCUCCAGCCCCCUCCCCCGCCCUCCCACCCCACCUUAGUUCCAUCAUACAAUGGAGGCUCCCCCAAUUUAUCAAGCUAUAACUACCCCCCAGUUGGCUACCCAGCGCAGGGCUCGGUGGGACCAGGAUAUAGCCCUGGAGGGGCGCCGCCACCCUCGUCGUAUCUCCCCUCAGGCAUUGCUGCUCCUACACCUCUUCCCCCCAGUUCUUCUUUACCCGGAUACCCGUACCAGAGCCAUAACCUGACCCCAAUUGCCCCCACCCCUUUGAACAGCAGUUCCUCCAAUACACUAAAGAGGAAGGCGUUCUACAUGGCAACCCAAGGGGAGAUGGACCCCUCUUAUGGAAACUUUGGAUAUGCCCGGAGCUCGGCGGAGAGUCCCAUGUACCGGGUGGCAGAUAGCAGCAGUACAAACGGAGGCUCCAACCCCACCGGUGGCGGGUUUGACAGGAACUCCAAUACCCAGAAACAGUCCUCAAUGUCAUCCGAGCAGCAAAGGAAGUACGGCGGUCAGGGAGCAGGGGGUCCGCUGACUCCACCGGCCUACGUCUCCUCCACCCUGGGGGGCUCCCGGUCUGCAGAUUCUCUUGCUAGCUUCACCUCCCCCUCUCUUAGUGAGCAAGCCGCAGACGACCAUCGUAUGCACCUGUCUCAUUCAGCGCCCGGGCCCGCCUCCUCCUCAUCUAAUCCCUCCUCGCGGCUGGCUGAAGAGCAGCUAAAAACCUGCAAUCCUCAACUCCUGGACAUGGUGACGUCAGAAAUCGUUCAACAGGGCCCCCCAGUGGACUGGAGUGACAUUGCAGGUCUCGAACUAGCCAAGGCUACCCUAAAGGAGGAGGUGCUGUGGCCCAUUCUGCGUCCAGACAUGUUUAGCGGUUUAGGACCGUCCCCACGCUGCAUACUGCUGUUUGGCCCUAGGGGCAGUGGAAGGACGUUGCUCGGCCGCUGCCUGGCCACUCAGCUGGGGGCCCCGUUCCUCCAGCUCAGUGGUUCCACCCUGGCCACCAAGUGGUUGGCCGAUGGAGAAGAGAUUAUCCGAGCGUCCUUUCUGGUGGCACGUUGCCGUCAGCCCUCUGUACUGUUUAUUAGUGAGUUGGACAUGCUCCUGUCUGCCCACCUCAGUGAAGAAAGUCCAAUCAACCAGCUAAAAGGGGAGCUACUUGCCCAGAUGGACUCACUUCUUAUGGGUUCUGGGGAGGACAGUAAUAACCAAGUGUUGGUGAUCUGCUCCUCUAGCAGACCCCAGGACAUGGAUGAAAGUCUACGAAGGUACUUUUCCCGGAGGGUGCUGGUGCCCCUACCGGAUAACGCGGCCCGGCACCAAAUUAUAAACCAGGUCCUGGCCCAAUCCCAGCACAAAUACUGCUUGAGCGAGGAGGAGCUGGCGCUGCUGGUCCAGCGUACCGAGGGGUUUUCUGGACUGGAUCUGGUCAGACUUUGUCAAGAGGCCCUCGUAGGUCUGUUACACUCUGCACAGGGCAUGGACAUGACUGGUAUGAUGCCCAGGGGCCAGAUCAGGCCCCUCUCCUACCAAGACAUUGACAGUGUGUGUUGUAAAUUCCAAGCCAGUAUAUCGCAGAAAGAGAUUGACACUUACACUGAGUGGAACAAAAUGUUUGGCUGCAGCCAGUGAAAACACAGACACCGCCCUUGAGAAAAAGAGUGCUUUCGCAGUUCCUUCCCUCAGGGCAAAUGCAUUGAGCUGGAGGGAAAGGCACGCCGAAGGCCAACACAAGCCCACUGUGCUUUCAAAAAGCAGAGUUUAGAUGCACCCAGAGAGCUGGUGUAUUCCUCGUCUACCGAGCUGGAGUUUCAGUCUGAAAACUUGACACUGGAGAUAGCCAGGCCUUGUUUACACACAAGCGAGUUGGCUUCCGAUGGCCCUAUGUAUAUAUAAAUAUGUUGUCGUUCUUGAAAUUUAGUUGGCUAUCUAAGUGCCUGAAGUGGUGCUUUCUGAUUUUUUUUUUUUUUUUUUGUUAAUUUGCCUCUCAAGUCAACGUUCAUGGCAUGAGCUGAUGAUUAUUAAGAGCUUUAAAACUUCAGCAGUGAGUCUGAAAAACCCUGAUAGUUGCCAUCAGUGGUGGUUCUUCAUCCUUUAUUGUCCUGCUUGGAGCCGUUAUCAAUCCGGGUGGCAGUAGUCUGGCCCUGUCUCGCAUUUCUCUGUGUCUGCAAAACAAACAACACUCAGGAAAGCCUUUGUAAAUUGUACAGUACCUCAAGAUACGUUGACGUUAAAAGCACUAAAACCUGAGAGGAAAAUCGGGCACUGGAAGGUUGUGGUUCAAGAGGCUAUUACGGAUAGCAAAGGAGUGACAAUGAAUGUAUUAGAUAUGUUCUCAAUCGACGGAACAUAAUCUUAAGUGAGUAUUAAAUCAUUUUGUCUUAAAUUUUUUUUGUUAUCAUCACAGCAGGUGCUUUCGUUACCUGUUUCUACUUGACAAAUCCUUCAACUUAUUACCAUUGCUCUUGAAAAAUGUGAUACCGUGUUGUUGCCCAGCUUGGGUUUUUGGGGGGAGGGGUUUAUAGAGGCGGGGGAAGUGUACAUUUUUGAAAACAGCCACAAUCAACAUACGGCGCAAUCUAGGCUACAUGGUCAGGCUGCAUGGAAGCCCCAUCAGUUUAUCAACACACUUUUCCACCCAUUUGUUGCACAGUUAGAAGGUUUUAAUUAAAAAAAAAAAAGGAAAUGUUCUACAUUUUUUGAAAGUACACAUUUGCUAGCACAUGAAAGUUAAAUGAGAUACAUGUCGUACUCUUUAUAUGCAAAAAAUGCACAAAAACAAACUUUAUUAACCUAUACCCAAAUAUUGGCAAGAAACUCAAUUUUAAAACUUUUAAAAUCAAUGACAUCACUAUAAACGAAUACUUGUUAGUUUUUUAUUUUUCCCAAACAAUAUUUGUCACUUGGCAUAAAGGACGCUCAAGUUGGGUGUAAACUUAACUUAUUUGUUUGUUUGUUACAAAAGACAAAUCAAAACAGGAAUUCCAAAAUUUUACCACCAUCUAGGACUAAAUCUGAAUUCUUCCUCUCUCCCAACGGCUUCUCCCUCUCCUUAAAUUUACCCCUCCAAACGGAGAGUUAUGGAACAAUAGAUGUCAUCAAUGGUCGCCAGUCAGCUACGUUAGCGCAGAGAUGCUAGCGCUCAGAAAUACAUAAAAAUAUUGAUUUUAUAACUUGAAAAGGUCAUGCUGAAACAAGAAGUCAUUACUUAAAUUUUUAAAUGUAAACUUCUGUUCUUCAGAGCACACCCGCGUGAAAAAAACCGCUUCUCCGCGCCGCGCUGUGCAGCGGAAGCCCUUAAAACUAUUUCGAACAACCCUACCCCUGCAAUUGGAGGGGGAGGGGGAGAAUUCAGAUUCAGCCUAAUUCUUUAAAAGUAUAGUGGCAACUUUGUCCAAAAAAAAAAAUAUCUACAGUUGCUGAGGUUUUGUUUAUUUAUUUCACUUAACACACACAGAAAGAUAAAAGGAGGUUAAAUGUUUUCUAAAACGAAACAAAAUAUAUAUAUAUUGGCUGUUCAAAAUGAUGUCAGAAUGUGUUGGGUUUUUUUGGACUUUUUUUAGCCUUAUUUUUUUUUACCUCAAUUUUUUGUUUUCGUUUUGAACCAAAGUGAAGCAUUUAUGCUGUUAAAAAAAAACUGCACAAAAAAACAUCCCUUUUGAAUAGAAGAUGGCACAGAUGCUAGCUUAAAUCAGCAGAAACAUAAUUUUAAAACAAGCAAAUACUUUUGGAUGACCGAUAGGCGAUAUUGCAACCAAAAAGGUGAUCUCAGUUGGACUUUAUGUGUGCUACAUCAAAGAAAGAAAAAAGAUUUAGCAGUUAUAUUAUUAUUGAUGACUUCUUCACAGUAACAGAUAGCAGUCCCACAACUAACUACCAAAACGUUUAGGCAUUUUUUAUUUUAAAUUUCAGUCUAGUAUUUGGUAAAGUCCAAGCAGGUGCAGUACAGGUGCUGCCACUGCUGUUUUUGAGAAAACUCAAUGUUUAAAUGUGAGGAUUCGUUAAAAUGCCAGCAAUUAACAGCAGCUUCAUUUUGUCAACAUUAAAUCAAAGUUUUAGCCCUUUAACCUCAGAGCUUUUCCCUCAGUAUUAACGUUCUUUGAAUUACAACAAAACUGUUCAAGCAGGCUCUUUCAGUCUAAGGAAAUGCGCGUUUUUGGCUUUUGGUUCAAAACUUACUGUUGAACCAAAGCUACGCAUAUUUUUAAGACCAUUUUUGGGCUAUACGUACAAAUUGCGCAACCAUUGAAUCCGCUUAGCAUCAUCACAAACUUGGAUUUGGUAUGAUGUGUGGAUGGCGUCCCUUAUAGUUUACGGAAAUGCCAACCAUUUGAAGUUUGAUCAUGAAGGAGAAAUUAAUAAUUGCGUCCAGAAUAUUAUGAUAUUGAGUCUUUCUUAUUUCAAAAUAAAGUUAUGAAAGAAAAAGCCUGAAGUAAGAUUCGUGAAUUUGCACCACUUUUAGAGCAACGUUGAACCUCAUCAAAAAGUAGGUGUGCUAGAAAAGAGGUGCAAAAGAAGAAGGCGUAGCCCCUCCCUGCUUGCCCAGUGUUAACACUAUAUGCUAAACAUGUGUUUAACGAUGCUCGUCACAUGACCAGUGUGAAACGUAGCAUCACUCUUCAACAUAAUCAAUGUAAACCAAUUAGUUCUAAAGCAGAUAAACAGCUUUAAAGUCUGUUGGGUUUAUGUACUACCGUAACUCCUUAACUGCAAUUAGCAUAAUUUCAACAAAUUCUGACACAGAUUCAAGCAGAUUUAGAAUCUGAUGAGUUUAUGAACUACUGUAACUCUUUAACCAUAAUUAACAUAAUUUCCAUAAAUUCUGACACAGAUAAAAGCAGGUUUAAGAAUCUGAUGGAUAUACAGACUACCGUAACUCUUUAAUCGCAAUUAACGUAAUUUCCACAAAUUCUAACUCUGAUAAAAGUAGCUUUAGAAUCUGUUGGAUAUACAAAGUACCGUAACUCUUUAACUAACUUGCAAUUAAUGUAAUUUCAACUAAUUCUGAUGCAGAUUGAAGCAGCUUUAGAAUAAGAUGAGUUUAUGAACUACCAUAACCCUUUAACUGCAAUUAGCAUAAUUUCAAGAAAUUCUGACGCGGAUUAAAGCGGGUUUAAAAUCUGUUGGAUUUACGAACUACCGUAACUCUUUAACUAUAAUUAGCUUAAUUUCAGCAAAUUCUGACAUGGAUAAAAGUAGCUUUAGAAUCUGUUAGAUAUACAAACUACCGUAACUCUUUCAUUGCAAUUAAUGUAAUUUCAACUAAUUCUGAUACAGAUUGAAGCGGCUUUAGAAUAAGAUGAGUUUAUGAACUACCGUAACUCUUUAACUGCAAUUAGCAUAAUUUCAACAAAUUCUGACACGGAUAAAAGCAGCUUUAGAAUGUGUUGGAUAUACGAACUUCCGUAACUCUUUAAUCGCAAUUAACGUAAUUUCCGCGAUUUCUAACGCGGAUAAAAGCAGCUUUAGAAUCUGUUGGAUUUACGAACUACCAUAGCUCUUCAACUGCAAUUAACUGAUAUGAAACACUUUACAGUAGUCAAAUUUAUACCCACCCAGCAUAAACCAACUAAUUCAGAUAGAAGGAAGAAGAGAAUCCCAGGAAUGGAUGUCAAUUGUGUUAACGGUAGCUACGUUAGCUCAAAGAGCGAGAGCAUUUCCUGUCAGUAGCGACAGCUCUGGUAUUAAAGGGUUCUAAAACAAGACUGGAUUGGAAGAGUUUGUAUUUUUUGCUUAAAACCAACUAUUUCAGGUUUUUGCAUAUUUUUUGAUCACCUGACCUCUGGAACAUUUGGCUUCUGAGAAAAAAGUUCAAUCAGACGGCAGUCACUGAGAAACCACUGAAAUCCAAACGUCAGUUUAGUAGUUUGACUGUAAAUUAAAUUGACGGAGUAUAAAAAUAACUGUUGGGACUUUGAUGCAGGUCUUUUAGGUCCUUCAACACAGGGAUGUUUGAUACCCGUUGGAAAAUCUUGUUUUUUUUUUGUUUUGUUUUUUUUUGGCGCUUCUGUCACUGUGUGCUUUGCUGUAGUUGAGCUUCAUGCGUAUUCUCGUGAAAAUGUUUCCGCUUUUGCUUUCACUGGGUGUUUGACCAAAAACUCAUCCUUAAACUUAAAAAAAGGAAAGAAAAAAUAAAAAAAAUAGGGGGGACUUUUACGGUGUAAGACCACGUUUUGCUGCUUUCUCCAGAGCAGAACCCAAAGUCCGGUGUUGUGCUGAGCAUCAGCAGAUCUGACGGCGAGGAGAGACAGGCGGGACGAGGGGGAGAGUGGAGCAGCCCCUCAGAAAAACCAGCCUCAAAAACAAUUCCCAGAAUUCCCUCCGUCAGCAAAUCCUCCAGAGGGAGAAGGGAGAGUCUCCGGACGGAAAGAGCUGCUCGAGCACUUCGGAGCCCCGGCACGGCGGCACGGGCGCCCCCUCCCCGCCACUCCGUCUCCCGCUUGAAACGUGGCGGUCAUCGCUACGCUUUGUUUGUGUUUUCUGCUCCUUUUGAUCUUUUUCUACACCCCCCUCCCCCUUAAUUUUUCUUUUUUACGGCAUUUCUACCUCAUAGCUACUAAAACACUUUUUGUUUUUCUGUCCAAAUUUCGAACAUUUAUUUAUUGAAAAAAAAAAGACACCGUGACGUUUUACGUGGUCUACCUCAGUGUGCAGGAGGAAAGCUGAUGGUGCAACCACGGGCUACAGCGUGGCCUAGAUUGUGGAUGGGAUUGGGUGGGGGGGGAACUCAUGUAAUCCAGAACAUUUGCUUUAAUCUUUUGUGAACUUCUGUGGUUGUACGCGUGUGAAUGUGUACAUACGUGGGCACACCUCUUCUUUUUUUUUCUUUUUUUCUUUUCUUUUUUUUUAUAAAUUGUUAGUAUAUAUUACACACUUGCACAACUUUGAACCAGAGUGUAACGUGUUUCUGUUGUACAUAUCUCUAUACAUACAAUACAAAUGCACCACUUGUUUAUAUGUGUGAAUAUGUUGCCAUACUUGCAGUAAAUGUAUUUUCAUGUAAUCUGAGGUACAAGCAGCAACAAACGACCCAUUAAAGACAUUUUCUUGGGAGAUUAUAUCUUAGCUUGUUGCGUUCUUUGUUUAACCGUUGCUCUGAGGAAAGAAAAGAUUAAUAGCGGAAUUUAUUUAUCAGAACAAUGGAAAAAUAAGUGUACUGCCU